GAAAAAAAUGUGUUGAAUUUUAUGUUGAUUUCGUUUUUGUUUCUUUUAUUUAUGUAAUUAUUUUAAGUCUGAUUUCUUGUUUAUUUUUAUAAAAUGGGCCAAGACAAUGGUGAGAAAUUAUCAAGGAAGCUACCAACUAAAAAUCUAUGUCACAUAUGCAACAAACAUAUAUCUGGGGGCUCCUACUUUUUGAAAGCACAUUUAUUUCAACACAAAGUAGUGAAACCGCGAUUCGACUGUCCAUUCUGCAGUAAACAGUAUUUUAGGAGAGAUGUUUACAAGAAACACUUGGAAAUACACACGGGAAGAACAAAAGUUUACGUGUGCGAUUACUGUGACCGCGGCUUUGUCGACAAACGAAAUCUAAUAACACAUCUAAAUGUACACGAGGACGUAAACUACGUAACACGACAGAGGUAUGACUGCAGGGCUUGCGGCGCCCAAUACUGUGAAGAGAGAUUACUGAAAUACCACAUAAGAAAAGAGCAUUUCAACCUCCAACAAAAGGAAAAACUCUCAGACACAAAACACCUCAACGAAACGUGGGUAGAAAAAGUAUUAGAAUCAAAUGUGUGCGUGCAAAUGACUAAGAUCAACAACAAUGUUAUCACUAUAAAAAAAUGUUCUACAAUCAAAGAGGAGAAUGGUGAAUCGAAAAUGGAUAAAGACAGUCAAUUUGCCAGUUACAUAAACUCCGUGUUCGGUAAUAAUGAUAAGUCGCAGUAUUCUAAAGCGAUAUGCGAUUAUUGCAACAAGCAAAUGUUAAAGAAAAGCCUCCUGAACCACAUUAGGGAAAGGCAUUUGAACAUACGUAAGUUUAAAUGCGUAGAAUGCAAUAGGAGUUUCAACAGACAAUAUCAAUUGACCGAUCAUUCAUGUGGAAAAAUACGUAGGAGAGGUCUUAAGGGCACCUUAGGAUUUUCUUAGGAACGCAUAGUUUAUUAACACUUAUUAGUUUUAACUACUAGUACUCAUUUAAUUGUUUUUGC
Molecule: messenger RNA, 989 nt
Organism: Chilo suppressalis (striped riceborer)
Lineage: Eukaryota; Metazoa; Arthropoda; Insecta; Lepidoptera; Crambidae
Source: the annotation of a GenBank genome assembly